AUGCAGCCAGCGAAAUAAUAAUAAUAGUAGUUAUCAGUUUAAGCAUAAAAGGAGAGGGAUCGAUUAAAAGCUUAGCGAGAAGGGCAAUUGAAUAAAAAAGAACAAGCUCUAAACAAAUUAAGUGAUGAGGAAGUGAUAGUCUAAUUAAAGGCAAAGGGAUUAGGAGUUUAUGGAACAAAAUAAGAGAAAUUAGAUAGAUUGAAGAAGGCUAAUGGGAUUGAAAUUAGUAAUAAGCAAGAACAAGUUCCUUAAUAAUAAUAAUAACAAUAACAAUAGUAACAAGCACAAUAAAUAGCUGCAUAAUAAUAAGCACAACAACAGAAAGGAUCAGUUGUUGAUAAUAUCAAAAAGAUGGAAUAACAAAGAGAAGAACGUCGUAAAAAUAUGUAAGAAAUGAAAAGAGAGAAAGCAGAGAGAGAAGAAUAGAAUUAAAUAUUGGGUAAAAAUGUUGAUGUAGAAUUUGAAAUCAUGAUUGAUAAAACAAGACUCAAAGGAGGACUAAUACAAGAACAUUAGACUACAUAAAAUAUCAAAUUAUGUGUGUGUGUUAGAAAGAGACCAAUCUUUAAAAAGGAAGAAGUCGGUGGGGAAAUCGAUGCUAUCAGUUGUGCAAAUCCUAUGAUUAGAGUGCAUGAACCUAAAUUAAAAGUAGAUGGUAUUACCAAAUAUGUUGAAAAUCAUGAUUUCCAAUUUGAUAAUACUUUCAGUGAGGUAGAAUAAGGCAAGGACAUUUACGAUGUUAGUCUGGCUCCAUUGAUGGACUUAUUGGUAAAUUAAGGAGUUGUAACAUGUUUUGCUUAUGGACAAACAGGUUCUGGUAAGACAUACACAAUGAAAAGCAUUUAGGAGUUAUUGGCCUCUGAUUUGUAUAAGUUAAUCAGUACAACUCCUUCGUAUAAGAUAUUUGUAUCAUUCUUUGAGAUUUAUGGUGGAAAAUGCUAUGAUUUAUUGAAUGCCAAGGCACCUUUGCAAAUAAUGGAAGACAAAAAUAAUAACAUAUAGAUACAAGGAUUAGUUGAAAAGCCUAGUGAAUCAGAACAGGAGUUAUUCUAAUUAAUGGAAUUGGCUAACUCAGUUAGGACAACUCAUGCAACUGUUGCAAAUGAUACAUCUUCGAGGUCUCAUUCUAUCUGUUAAAUUGCAAUCAGAUAAGGGUAUUCAGAUAUUGGUAAAUUAAUCUUGGUUGAUUUGGCCGGAUCAGAGAGAGCAUAAGAUACUUAAUCAAACAAUAGGUAGAGGAGGUUAGAAGGAGCAGAAAUCAAUAAAAGUUUAUUGGCUUUGAAAGAAUGCAUUAGGGCUAUGGAUUCAGGAUAAGGACACGUUCCUUUCAGAGCAUCUAAACUUACAUUGGUUUUGAGAGACUCAUUUACUGCUAAAUCGAAUAAGUCUAGAAUUAUAAUGAUUGCUUGCAUCAGUCCUGGUAGUUCAUCUGCUGAUCAUUCACUAAAUACUUUGAGAUACGCGGAUAGAUUGAAGGAUAAAUCAAAUUAAGCUAAAGUUUAAUUGGAAGAAAGGGAAGUCACAAAUGAAGAAUUAUUGUAUAGAUAAUAGUAAGGAUAGGAUAGGUAAUCUGAUAAGAAUCUAGAAAAUAAUAAUAAACAAUAAGAUAAGUAGAACCCUCCUUUACAAUUACCAAAGAUAAAUGAUCCAAGAAAUCAGAAUAAUUAGAAUGCUGGUAAUAUCAAAAAGAACUCAUCUUAAGUUCCUGAAAAGGAAAAACCUAAAUCUUAGCCUGUACCUCCAAAACAAUAGAAAAAGAUCAAUACUGUGUAAGAGGAUUCCGAUGAUGAUGUGGCAGCUGAAGAAUUAGUUAAUAAAAAGAAUGGGUAAGUUAAAGAAGAUGUCAGAUGCAUGAAGGAAACUAUGAUGAAAAAUGAAUAAAACAAUGCUAAUGGAAAUGGAAAUGAAUUCUUUGAUUUUCAUGAAAAAGUCAAUACAAUUCUGGAAGAAUAAGAUGAAAUACUAAACAUUCAUAUGGCUGCCAUAAAAGAAGAUGCUAAAUUAUUACAAUAAGAAAGUGAGUUAAUUCAGUCAAUUUAGGGAGUUGGAAUUGUAGAUUAUGAUGUCGAUACUUACGUUGGCAAUUUAGAAGCCUUCAUUAGAAAGAAACUUAAAAUUUAUAAUUUGUUGAAUAAAAAACUCUUAGUGUUUAAGACACAUUUGAAAGAGGAAGAAGAAAUCAGUUCUAAGAUGAAGAAUACCUUCUAUUAUUGA
Paramecium tetraurelia is the source of this 2214-nucleotide messenger RNA. RefSeq lists its product as uncharacterized. The transcript has 5 exons. Gene Ontology annotation, biological process: microtubule-based movement. The record is from RefSeq and is a predicted model, not a curated record. Gene Ontology annotation, molecular function: ATP binding; microtubule binding; microtubule motor activity. Lineage: Eukaryota; Ciliophora; Oligohymenophorea; Peniculida; Parameciidae.